AUGCGGACCGACGCACUGAAACCAUCCCUUGAAGACCGGCGAAGAGGCGAGCUCGCGCUCAGCGAGUUUGCGGAAUACGCGGACAAGCAACAAUCGCUCCGCUCUGCGCAAUCCGGUGGCACUAAUGAAAAAUCUACUGUGCACGAGGAGCAUGCGGAGUUGGAGAUUCUCGAUCAGUUGGGACUUUCCGAUGACCCGAAGACUAUUAAGCUCAAAGACCUAUUACUCAGCUCGGACGACAAACCCGAUGAAGACGUCAAGGCCCUGGCUGAAAUAUUGCAGAGCCGCAUCGAUGAAGGUCAUGGAGAGACAAUCUUUGACCUGGGCGUUGAAGAUGGAGGAGAGACCAUGUCCCUGAGUCUUGACCAGUGGAACUCGGCCCUGCAGCGGCUGCGCGAGGCUGCGACAACCCUCGCCGCACAUUGCCGUAUCCUCUUAACCUACAAUGUCGGUGGUCCUGAGGAGUCAAAAGCUACGAAUGACCGGAUAAAGGGUUCUUGGGGUAAAAUCCUCAUCCGGCAGCCCGCGGAGACAGUGGAGGAAAUGGCAGAAAUAAGGAUGGCUGUGGUCGGUAACGUUGACGCCGGAAAGAGCACCAUGCUGGGUGUCCUCGUAAAAGGAGGCUUGGAUGACGGACGUGGUCGAGCUCGAGUGAAUCUUUUCCGCCACAAACACGAAAUUGAGAGUGGAAGGACCAGCUCCGUGGGCCUGGAGAUAAUGGGCUUUGAUGCCCAAGGAGAGAUCGUGAGCAGCUCGCAGGGACGCAAGCUUUCUUGGGAAGAGAUCGGGAAACGGUCCGCUAAGGUUAUCUCUUUCUCGGACCUCGCCGGGCACGAGCGUUACCUGCGAACGACCGUCUUUGGCAUGCUGAGCAGCAACCCCAACUACUGCCUGCUGAUGGUUGCAGCCAACAAUGGCCUGAUCGGUAUGAGCAAAGAGCACCUGGGUAUCGCCCUUGCUCUGAACGUUCCGGUCAUGGUCAUAAUAACCAAAAUUGAUAUCUGCCCUCCACAAAUUCUGCAGGAGACUAUCUCCCAGCUGACCAAGAUCCUGAAGUCGCCUGGGGCUCGGAAGAUUCCUAUCUUUGUCAAAGAUAUGGAAGAGACAAUUAACACUGCGACGCAGUUUGUCUCCCAGCGGAUAUGCCCCAUCUUUCAGGUUUCUAAUGUCACCGGGGAGAACCUGGAGCUUGUCCGAACGUUCUUGAAUAUUCUCCCCUACCGCGGGCAAUAUAAUCCCGACGCACCUUUUGAGUUUCUCAUCAACGACACUUUCUCCGUCCCUCAUGUUGGUACUGUCGUGUCUGGAGUAGCCAAGUCGGGGGUAAUCCACGCUGGCGAUUCUGUGCUGGUUGGACCUGACUCUCUAGGUCAGUUCACGACUACUACUAUCAAGUCCAUUGAGCGCAAGCGUAUCCAAGUGAACGCUUGUUUUGCCGGACAGUCUGGAUCCUUUGCGCUGAAGCGUGUGCGGCGGAAGGAAGUUCGGAAAGGCAUGGUUGUGCUCAAGAAAUUGGAUCAACAGCCUAAAGUCUACCGAGAGUUCAUUGCAGAGGUUCUCAUCCUGUCGCACGCAACCACAAUAAAACCUCGAUAUCAGGCAAUGCUCCAUGUCGGGGCAGUAAGCCAAACUUGCUCUGUCAUUGAUAUUGAUCGGCCUUAUAUCCGGACAGGUGACCGUGCCCUAGUCGCCUUCCGUUUCAUGCAGCGGCCUGAAUUCCUCGCUCCUGGUGAUCGAGUACUGUUCCGAGAGGGUAAGACCAAGGGACUAGGUAUUGUGAAGAGCGUCGGGUAUGAUCCGAACAACCCGUUGAACCCCGAAGCCAGGAAAGAGUAUGAGCGGAAAGAAAAGCGCUGA
Molecule: messenger RNA, 1857 nt
Organism: Aspergillus mulundensis
Lineage: Eukaryota; Fungi; Ascomycota; Eurotiomycetes; Eurotiales; Aspergillaceae
Product: putative GTP binding protein (GTPBP1)
Exons: 3
Coding region: 1-1857 (618 amino acids)
Biological process (GO): translational elongation
Molecular function (GO): GTP binding; GTPase activity; translation elongation factor activity
Source: RefSeq, a predicted model, not a curated record